Molecule: messenger RNA, 1188 nt
Organism: Closterium sp. NIES-65
Lineage: Eukaryota; Viridiplantae; Streptophyta; Zygnematophyceae; Desmidiales; Closteriaceae
Source: the annotation of a GenBank genome assembly
AUGGUGGGACCGGAGAGGACGCAGGGAGGCGAGCUUGAUAGCGUGACGUUUUCGCGAGCGAAGAAGCGGGAGAAAGAGGAGAUUCGCGGGAAGAAGCGGAGAGAAAAGGAGGAGAAACGCGAGACAGAACGCCGGGAAAAAGAGGAGCGACGAGCGGAAAAGCGUGCGAAACGGGAGAGCCGAAACGGUGUAGCGGCACCCGGGAAUGCGGACCUGUCAGGUUCCGCUGCGGAGCUAGCAUCCAAUGCAGCUGAAACGUCAAACGGGGUUGGGGUUAAAGCGUCGGGUGGGGUUAAAGCAUCUUCUGGGGGCAAGCCGUCUGCUGGGGUUAAAGCAUUUGCCGAGGUUAAAGCAUCGGGUGUGGCGGAGGUGUCUAAUGCAGCAGCAGACAGCUCGAGCGAGGACGAGGAGGAGGCAAAGAGGCAAGCGGCGAUCAGCUCUGUCGUUGUUGAAGGGACGCAUAUCAUGGGCGCUGCUGCCGCUACUGCCACGUUCAGGCACAAGCGCAAGGCAAAGAGGGGGCUCCAAUCAACCCUGGCGAGCAAGGAGAGGAGACGGUUGAGGAAGAUGGGUUUACAGCCGGAUGGAGAGGAGGGGAGUGAGAGUGAAAAUGAAGGGGAGGAGGAGGGAGGGGAGGAUGGGGAGGGGAGGGGCGGAGAAGAUAAGGGUAAAGACCUGAAGCUCAAGCACUAUCAGAUUCGGGCUCAGGAUAUGCUGCAUCAGCAUUUGGACAAGCUACUGGAGAUGACUGUAGCUGCUGCGGAGAAAGGAGUAGGGGAAGGAGAGGGAGGGGAAGGUGGAGCAGAGGAUGCAGUCAAUGGUAACGUUGAUGGCAGUGGCAGGGAUGAUGGUGAAACAAAGGCUGCACUCGUCAAGACAGACCUCGCAGUCGCCAUUCCGCUGGGGACUUAUGCUCGAGUGGCUCCUCGCUCUGGCCUUGCCCUGAAGCAUUCCAUCAACGUGGGAGGAGGCGUGGUUGACUACGAUUACCGUGGAAAUGUGGGAGUGAUUCUCUUCAAUCAUUCUGACAAUGACUUCCCUGUGAAGGCCGGCGACAGAGUCGCACAGCUGAUCCUUGAGCGAAUAGUCACUCCUGAUGUUGUGGAGGUGGAAGAGUUGGAUGAGACCACACGGGGGGCUGGAGGGUUCGGCUCCACAGGGGGCAGCGACGCUUUGAAGCAUACAUAG